CCCUUGAAACUGAAAAUCGGAGGAAAAGGAAGAGGAAAAUAAGCUGCACACCUGCAGCAACUCUAUGCACAAAUCACUUUUCCUAGAAUCUGUUGAAGGAAAAAGAAAGGAACUAAAGAGAUAGACCCAUAUCAAGAAAACAAAAAAUAAGUGAAAAUGGUGUCUCCUUCAUCUUCGACAAUCAGAGCAUUCGGUUCAUUACUCUCCAGAUUCUCGAAUGGUGUCUCUCUUAAACCCUCAAACUCCUUCACGAUUCACGGAACACGCUGUUUAAGUAGAAAGCUGCAAUCUUCUUCUUGCUACUCAUCUUCUAGCUUAUGGGUCUCCGUCUAUGAGCUUCAUUCUGUCAAUUCCAUUAGAAAGAUUGCGACUUUCCCUCCUCUGUGUAUGGGUAGACGUUCCUGCAAAAUUGCUGGAAGAAAGACUGCCCAAGAUGCUAAGAAGACGAAGCUGUAUUCAAAAAUUGGGAAGGAAGUCGUAUCUGCGGUCAAGAAAGGUGGUGCUAGUCCAGUAUCGAAUACAGCUCUUGCUGCAUUGUUUGAGAAAGCUAAGGAGCUCGAUGUGCCUAAGGAAAUCAUAGAGCGCAACAUUAAGAGAGCUUCGGAGAAGGGACAGGAAGCUUAUAUUGAGAAAGUAUACGAGGUUUAUGGCUAUGGUGGAGUUGGCAUAAUAGUCGAGGUGUUGACGGAUAAAAUAAACAGAUCAGUGGCAGCUGUUAGAGAGGUAGUGAAGGAUUGUGGGGGGAAAAUGGCAGAUCCUGGAUCCAUCAGUUUCAAAUUUAAACGUGCUCGGGUCGUAAAUGUAAAGGUUAAAGAUGCUGAUAGAGAUCAGAUUCUAGCUGUUGCUUUGGAUGCUGGCGCUGAUGAUGUCAUUGAACCUUCAGCGGACGAAGAUGAUCCCGAGGACGAAAUAAAUGAAAUGUAUUUUAGAAUAGUAACUUCAUCAGAGAGCUACCCCACCAUAUUAACAAAGCUACGCGAGGAAGGAAUACCAUUUGAACCUGACAAUGGAUUUGAGCUUCUUCCUCUUACUCCGAUUGAGGUUGAUGAUGAGGCCAUGGACUUGAACAAGGAAUUGAUGUCCAAAUUGCUCGAGCUUGAUGAUGUUGAUGCUGUAUAUACAGAUCAAAAGUGAUAUUACCCAACUGGAAAUGUCAGAUCAGUGCUUGUUUUUAUCUUCUCAGCGACUCAGCAUUCAAUCUGAGAUUUUGGGGCCUUUAGAUCUGUGGCUUCGCUCUCUGACCCAAGCCUUUACACUUGACAGGAGUAAUCUGAAUUGCGUCUUAUCAAAACUUAAUUCAACUUCAGGUGUCCUCUUACUAUUCUUUAUCCUAGAAGCAAUUUAUUUACUACUUUAAUUUGAUGAUUACUGCAUCAAAGAACAGAAAUAUUACUCAUUGUUUUAGGAGAUGUGUAUCUCUCUCUCAUCUUUUGUCUUGUUGAAAAAAAUGAACUACAGUUUCUUUCUUGAUAAUGAAAUUCAUACACGCUUGUCUA
Messenger RNA from Olea europaea var. sylvestris, 1496 nucleotides. Its product is annotated as probable transcriptional regulatory protein At2g25830. The transcript has 7 exons. The record is from RefSeq and is a predicted model, not a curated record. Lineage: Eukaryota; Viridiplantae; Streptophyta; Magnoliopsida; Lamiales; Oleaceae. Bases 157 to 1134 code for a protein of 325 amino acids. Gene Ontology annotation, cellular component: chloroplast.